AUGGUGAAGCUGAAGUUGAAUUUCCACUCUACAGGUGACCAUAUUCAUGCAAUUUUAUCAACCAUUUAUCCGUAUUUUGAAAACCAUCUUGAUGAUCCAUCAUAUUUUCAAGAUAAGGCUAUUUUGGUCCUUACAAAUGAAGAAGUUGAUGCUGUCAAUGACUACAUUUUAGGACUAAUGAAAGACAAAAGGAAAAAUUAUCUGAGUUCAGAUUCUUUGUGUGAGACAGAAUCAAUGGAUUGUUUUGAGGAAUCAGUUUACUCUCUUGGUAUACCGAAUGCUUUUAAGGCAUAUGGAAUUCCAUACCAUAAACUUACACUAAAAACAGGUGUUCCGGUUAUGUUGAUUCGUAAUAUUGGCCAAACCAAAGGUCUAUGCAAUGGUACUGGAUUACGAAUAAUUAGGCUUGGAAAACAUGUCAUUGAGGCACUCAUUAUAGCUGGUAGAUUAUUCAAUGAGACUACUUAUAUACCUCACAAGAAGUUAACUCCGUCAAAAAAAGAAUCCCCUUCCGUUUAA
Lactuca sativa (garden lettuce) is the source of this 519-nucleotide messenger RNA. RefSeq lists its product as uncharacterized. The record is from RefSeq and is a predicted model, not a curated record. Lineage: Eukaryota; Viridiplantae; Streptophyta; Magnoliopsida; Asterales; Asteraceae.